AUGUUCAGUGAGACCCAGGAUCUCCCUGACCUACCUCCACACCUCAUUCCAGAGACAAACGGUCUCGUAGGCCAGGCUCUCCGGGUAAUUCAGGGAAUACCCGCUUGUGUUUGGGUAGUCAACGAGCACACCGAGGCCAUCGCCGUUGUAGUUUCUCAAUACCGGCCAUCCCGCCUAUGGACUGAUGCUGGUCUAAAUGCCUCGACUACAGGGGUCGGUUUUGAUCUGUCCACUACAACGUUUACGCCUCCUGCGACGCGGAAAACGCUUGCCCCCGCAGCACCAGCCCCGAAGCAGUCCAUAGCUACGUUCCCGCUGUGGACUCGGCGCGACGGAUUCGGGGUUAUCACCGUGUUUGUGGGUGCGACGCAGACGCUAUAUAUCGAAAAUGAUCGUAUCCCGAUCGGAGCCACGACCUACUUCCGAAACGAACCUGAUUUGCAUAUCCAGGAGUAUGGUAGCGACUGA
Aspergillus luchuensis is the source of this 468-nucleotide messenger RNA. RefSeq lists its product as uncharacterized. NCBI's taxonomy places the organism in Eukaryota, Fungi, Ascomycota, Eurotiomycetes, Eurotiales, Aspergillaceae. The record is from RefSeq and is a predicted model, not a curated record. Bases 1 to 468 code for a protein of 155 amino acids. The transcript has 3 exons.